CUGUUACUGUUGGCCAAAAAGUGGUUAUCAGAAAAUUGGCGAGUGCUUUCAAAGUUCAAAAAUGCGUCCUGUACUUAAUAGAUUGGCAUCUGAUGUGCGUUUAAUGCAACGGCUUGUCUGUCAGCAAAGGAUGAUGGGAUCAUAUACAAGUCCAAGUCCUCUUACACUUAAAGAAAGGACAAGUGUAAACAAUGCAGACAUGGACAGCUUGCCAAGCCCUAGUGGGAAUUGGGCUACAGAAUAUGCACAAGCCCAGACAAAAUACAACAUCAGUCUAGCUGCUUCUAUUUCUCUUUUCGCUGCAGUGGCAUACUAUUUUCUGUCACAGGGCUUUGUAAAGAAACCAGCAAACAUAUAUGCUCCAAUUAAUCUAGAAGAAGUGUUUCAGGCCAGGAUGGCCAAUAGAGAAGAGUAAAGCAUGGAUUCUAAAAAUUUGAAACAAUUAAAAACAUUCAAAGAACAUUUUGUCUGUGUGUUUUAGCAAAUACAAUUAUUUAAAUUCUUGAAAUUUUUAUCAAUAUUGUGGUUUUGAGUUUCUAGAAGAAUUGUAACUAAUACAUCAAUACAUAUUGGAAUUGAAAAAUAAGUGAAAAUAAGAGUUUAGUGGGAAUUAUUGUUACAGAAAAGUCAUGCACUUUAGGAAUUACAGUGAUGUAUUUAUGUUGAAGACGUAUUUUGAAUAAAUUGGAUAAUUUAUAAAAUA
Messenger RNA from Mercenaria mercenaria, 703 nucleotides. RefSeq lists its product as uncharacterized. Bases 62 to 415 code for a protein of 117 amino acids. Lineage: Eukaryota; Metazoa; Mollusca; Bivalvia; Venerida; Veneridae. The transcript has 4 exons. The record is from RefSeq and is a predicted model, not a curated record.